AUGAAAAUGGAAAGCCUGGUGAGGAGUCAGGAACAUUCUGAAAGAGAUCUGUCCUGCGAAGAAAAUCUAAUUAUUCACCCCAUCCGUUGUGCAGCAGUUAGCAACUGUAUAUUGAAUAUGCUCUUGGAGUCUCUUCCCAAAUACAAAAGCUGCAAAAGGAGCCUUGCUGCUUUCAUAGUGGAGAAAGUGACAGAAGAUGGCAACAGUGAACAGUAUGAAGUGGUUGCGUUGGGAACAGGAGAGACAUGUUACAGUAGUUGGAUACAUUUUGAUGGUCGUUUACUCCAUGACUGCCAUGCUGUAGUGGUUGCAAGACGGGCAUUGCAAAGAUAUUUGUUUAAGCAGCUCCUUCUGUUCUGCAGUAAUGACCCUGUGGGUUUAGAAAAAUGUAUUUUCUACAAGUCUUCAGGAAGCGAUUUACUCUCCUUCAAGAAAAAUAUUUUUUUCCAUCUCUACCUCAGCAAAGUUCCAAAGGGGGCUGCUCAGAGCAUUCUCAUGGACCCAGUGCCAUACCGAAACCCUGAAAUGAGACUUCACAUUCAUUCCAAAGGUUCCGCCAUGCCAGCAGCAAACUGUCGCCCUAGUGUGACAGCAACUCACGUCUGCUGCAUGACUGCAAGUGAUAAACUGAGCCGAUGGAUGGUGCUGGGAGUCCAGGGAGCCCUCCUCAGCCACUUUAUCAAACCUCUCUACAUCACUAGUGUUGUCCUCCCUGGCCAAUUCCAUCCAAUGCAAAUCGUCACAAAAGCAAUCAAUCAGCGUGUGGAUGAGAGUUUGAACGAGAAGCUUCCUGACCUGUUCACUGCUGUGAGGGCACACUUCUCCCAUUGUGGCGAGGAAGAACCAAAGGAGGCUGAACCACUUUAUAAAAGGCUGAGUGUAAACUGGUGUCGGGGGGAUAACACCGUGGAAAUAGUGGAUGGAACAACAGGGCAGAUCACAGAAGAUUCCCCUUUUAAAAAUGGAGUCAACACUGCCAGUCGUUUGUGCAAGGCUGCAAAAUUGUAUUCCUUUCGACGUGUAGCAAAAGAAAUGAACAGGCAGGACUUACUAGACCUGUCAACAUGUCACGAAGCCAAGAUGAAUGCCAAAACUUAUCAAGAAGCCAAGGGCAUCCUAAGUUAUCAUUUCAUUUCCACUGGAGCAGGGCCAUGGCCACAGAAACGACUUGUUGACAACUUCAGCAAAUAA
Messenger RNA from Carcharodon carcharias (great white shark), 1191 nucleotides. RefSeq names its product adenosine deaminase domain containing 2 (gene adad2). Gene Ontology annotation, molecular function: double-stranded RNA binding; tRNA-specific adenosine deaminase activity; double-stranded RNA adenosine deaminase activity. NCBI's taxonomy places the organism in Eukaryota, Metazoa, Chordata, Chondrichthyes, Lamniformes, Lamnidae. The record is from RefSeq and is a predicted model, not a curated record. The transcript has 9 exons. Gene Ontology annotation, cellular component: cytoplasm; nucleolus. Gene Ontology annotation, biological process: RNA processing; adenosine to inosine editing. Bases 1 to 1191 code for a protein of 396 amino acids.